Messenger RNA from Phaethon lepturus (White-tailed tropicbird), 639 nucleotides. It is a transcript of the gene SEC11C, whose product is annotated as SEC11 homolog C (S. cerevisiae). Gene Ontology annotation, molecular function: serine-type endopeptidase activity. NCBI's taxonomy places the organism in Eukaryota, Metazoa, Chordata, Aves, Phaethontiformes, Phaethontidae. The coding region runs from base 24 to 488 and encodes 154 amino acids. The transcript is spliced from 5 exons. Gene Ontology annotation, cellular component: membrane; signal peptidase complex. The record is from RefSeq and is a predicted model, not a curated record.
AUUACCAAGUCUUAAAUUUUGCUAUGAUAGUGUCUUCUGCCCUUAUGAUAUGGAAAGGGCUGAUCGUCAUUACUGGAAGUGAAAGCCCUAUUGUUGUGGUGCUCAGUGGCAGCAUGGAACCAGCUUUUCACAGGGGAGACCUGUUGUUCUUAACAAAUUUCCAUGAUGACCCAAUCAGAGCUGGUGAAAUAGUUGUUUUUAAAGUUGAAGGCAGAGACAUUCCAAUAGUUCACAGAGUAAUCAAAAUACAUGAAAAAGAAAAUGGGAACAUCAAAUUUCUGACUAAAGGUGAUAAUAAUGAAGUUGAUGAUAGAGGCUUGUACAAAGAAGGUCAGAACUGGUUAGAGAAGAAGGAUGUUGUUGGAAGAGCAAGAGGAUUUUUGCCUUAUGUUGGUAUGGUAACUAUAAUAAUGAAUGACUAUCCAAAAUUUAAGUAUGCUCUUCUGGCAGUAAUGGGAGCAUAUGUACUGCUGAAAAGGGAAUCCUGAAAAUAAAGUCACCUUUUCCAAGAACAGAGGAUAAAGUAAAAUAUACUGGGGGGAAAAAAACUAAUAUAUUUCAGAUGUUUUCAUUUCUGUAUACAGUUACAAAACUGUGCAAGCCUUUGUUUUGUCUAAAUAAACUGUACAACUAAUGAGU